AUGAUAGGGGAAACGAUCUGCAUAUUCUUACACCGCAAAUGUUUCUAUGCUGGCAUGGCCAUAUUUAGGAGUGGUUCCCAAGUUUUGCCCGGAAGGAGAAAAAAAAGUUCCCAUUACAUUACAUCUUGGUUAAACAUUUACCACAAUAUUCUUGCGUCAGACAGCAUGUCCGUUCAUUCAAAUGUACAUGAAAGAACGCCUUUGCUAGGUGACAGAAGUGGACAAGAAACUAUCUCGAUCGUCAGUGAGGUGCCGCCAGAUACUGAGUUUCCUGCUAGCAGAGAUGAGGCACAAGGUCACAUCGAGAGUAUCCAACGACAACACGAUGAAUACGUGGGAGUCCCAUGGAUUGAGGGCAUGGUAGUGAAGUUGAGCGAGGACCAAUAUAGUGACAAAACGCGAUUUCUCUUCGAGCUACUGCAGAACGCUGAUGAUAAUUUAUAUGCUGACGUUGAGCCUCUUGUCAAAAUACACCUCAAAAACCAAUAUCUGACUAUUCAAUCCAACGAGGUUGGGUUCACGAAAGCAAAUGUGGAUUCGAUAUGCAGGAUGACUGUGAGCAGUAAGUCCAAUAAGGAUGCCGAUGUUGAUAAAGAGAAUCAAAUUGGCGAAAAGGGGAUUGGCUUCAAGGCCGUAUUCUUAGUCGCAACCAAGGUUUGGAUCAAGUCGGGUCACUAUUCAUUUCGCUUUGACCGAGAUGGGCCCCUUGGGAGAGUAUAUCCGAAUUGGGUAGAUCAUUUUCCAAAGGGCCUUGUCGGUAUUGAGGAUACCAGAAUGACUUCCAUUGUCUUGGAACUUGCAGGCACAAGUGGAAUAACCGACAAUUUCUUGUCCUCGAACCCUGACUCGGGAGUUGACAUUGUCAACUUACUUCGAAACCUAAGUCCUGAUCAACUAUUAUUUCUGUCCAAGGUUAGACGUAUCGACAUUGAGAUAGAUCGCAAAAACGGAACAAUCACAGGACGGGCCAACAAGUAUAAUGCUAUACUGAGGGCUAAGCCGAUUCCCGAGCUACGCCAAACUUUGCAUGUUAUGGACACCUUCAAUGGCAAUGCCUGGGCGUCAUAUGUCACCUACCGACAUCCGGUGUCUAAUCUCCCUAAAGAAAUAAAUCGUCCCAAUCGUCGCAACUCAGAGAUCAUUCUGGCAUUUCGUGUCCCAGUCAGUGAAGAGAAUUCAUUUUCAGCCAACAAUGUUUACGCUUUUCUUCCCAUCAAAGAUUAUGGCUUCAAGUUUCUGAUACACUCAGACUUCAUUCUCUGUUCAAAUCGUGAAGAUAUACAGACCAACCAGUGGAACGACCGUCUUCUUGAGGAGACAGUGGUGGCCUUGAAGGGCGCUGUAUCUAAAGCCAGGCAGCAGCACCCAGAAUUGUGGUACAACUGGCCGUUAUUGUUACCAUUCGAAACAACGAAGUCAACAUUUCGGCCGGCACAAGACCGCAUGAUAACAGCAUUUCGUUCAGGACGUUUUUUGGAAGACAUCAAAGGGCAUACCUGCCGACCCGACCAGCUUGUCUGGGUCCCCAAGGCUUUUAGCGAUAGCGCAGGAAAUCCCAUCAUUCCCAACGACUUUUGCAAUUCCAAUCGUGUGUCCGACAAGUAUCCUUCCGUGAUGGAGACAUCGCUCAAGAAACUUGGUGUACGCGACCAGUCAGAAAUUGAAUUUUUGAAAGAUCUGGAACACUUUACUGAGAGCUACAUAUCAGAAUUUCAACAAAUGACAGAAAGCUGGCACGUGCAAUUGUGUACAGUGCUUCUAAACAUAAGCCGAAGCAACAGAUAUAUCAUCAAGAAGAUUCCACUCAUUCUUCUUGCGAAUCGCACGUUCGUUCCUUCUGGCUCACACCUUUAUUUUGGCAACGACUCUGGUUUAUCACUACCUUCACACAUGGAUACUUUCCGUGAAGUUGAUCUAUCUUGUCGACAUUCAGAAAGAGGCCGUCUUUUUUCAGAGCUUGGCGUUCUGGAAGGAACAUCUGAUCAACUGUGCAUGUAUGUACUCGAAGAAAACAAACGAAAACUCUCACGUCCGGUUGAGAACAAGGUUUCCGAGAUUCUUUUCCUAUUUCAAGCCCAAUGGAGUCAACCCAACACUAAUGUAUCGGGUACACUAUGGUUCAAGACGAGUACCGAACAUGAUGCUCGGAUCUCUGAUAUGUACACCGAGUCAGAAAGUCCAUACAUGGCGGGUACUAUGCCAAAAGAAGUCAAAGAUUCUCUCAACUUCAUACAUCCAGCCUACAUCAAAGCCUUUAGCCGACACUCUGGUGGCGUUAGCUGGCUCUAUAAAACAUUCGAACUACGGCAACUGCUGCGAGUUGUCAGCUACCAUUCACAUGCAAACUUUCACAAAGACUUUCUGCACUUGCUCGACAAAGACCCACGUGUAGCGUUGGAAAUGUUGAAAUACCACUGGAAUCAUUAUCGAUCACAUUUCGAACAGACAACCCUACGAAAUCGCUCCACCAGUGGUCAGUUAAACGGUCCCGCGAAGUUGAAGGACAUUCUUUCCAACACAUUGGUCCCAUGCCUCGAUGGGGGGAAGGCAAUGCUUAAGGAAACGUGCCUCCCUACGACAGAGGUUAUCAAUAUCCGUGGCAGAGAUGUCUCGCACAUGCUCGUGGAUGGUCUCUAUGGAGGUUUGCAAAACAUCAUGCACGGUUCUGACUGGGAUGAAAUCAGAACCUUCUUCGACGAGCCUGGGUCUAUAUAUGUACCUGAUGCUCAUCAUGCCAGUACUGGAUCAUGGCGAGAUCUCGACUCCUGUGUCUUUCAGGGACCAAGCUGCCUGAGACAGACACCACGGCUUGCCUCACUAUAUAAGGACCGAUGUCGUCUUUUCAGUUCGUUAGCACCAUCGGCAAGCCUUCAGACACUAGAAAGAGAAGCCAUGCACCUAAACGCCAGCGAUCUAGAUCAUGUCGAAUUCGUGCUGAGAGCAAUAUCCGAGUAUCUUGUACAGGAAAGGAGAGAGGAUUCGCCACCAGUUCCAAGCUUUGACAAGUGUAAGAUGUUUCCGGUAUUUUCCAGCCACUCCGCCAAAAUUGUUUUCAGAUCUGUUUCGGAUUUGAAGUCCAGUCCGUGGUUUAUCGCAGACAAUGAAUACCUACAACGAGCAUUUUUGAAGGUCAUCGAUCUAUCUGUCUUUCAAGCAGCAGCACUUGAAUAUGCUAAGAAUCUCAUUGACCAUUUGGGACUGCGUUCACGGUUCUUGUCGAGAUUUGUCGAAAGAAUAAUCUUACCAGACAAAGGCAAACGCUAUUCAAGAGAACAACUCUUCUCACGUGUACAAGUUCUGAAGUGUUCAAAAAUCAAGUUCCAAUGGGUCUUGAAAAUCAACGAUAGAGUAUUGAAGAGUUCUGUCGAAGAUAGCCGCGCUGCGUUGGAAGUUAACAGCGAUGCUGGAGUACUGGAGGCAUACGUUGUGUCUUCGGAUGAUUUCCUUGACGGUGGUUACACACCGAUUGAGCUUUCAGACGAACUAUCCAAGUUCUUUCGCAUCACAGAUGAAAGUGACGACAGGCUGCUAGCGAAGUUCAUGAGUGUGAGAGAUCAUAAGGUCAUCCAAGAGGAUCUCAAUUGUCGACGUCAACAACGUAAAGGGUUAAGACAACCAUUGUGUCCUUACAUGCCCGAACAUCAAGCCCACUCGUUAAACCUGCCGACUGAUGGUACUCAAGAAUCCCGCGAUACACCGCCAGAGUUUGGAAUGCAGUCCUUCGAAGACCGACGUAGCGAAACUCAUACGAGUAAGGAAGCAUCAGAAUCUGAAGACGAUGAACCGAACCGCCAAUCUGUCACCGAAGGAAAACGCCCCAGACACGCCAUCUAUCACGCCAAUACAAUAGAUACGGAAAGCACACGGAUCCUGCAAACAACUCAACCAAGCAACCCUGCACUCGUGCUAGCCGAAUCUUCGACAUUGGGUCCUCAAAAAAGGCUGCCAGGACCCAUUGUUGAAACACCGGCCCCAUCUACUGUUGAGGCGAUAGUAACAGAUACAGACACGACUGCUAUCUCUACAGUUACUCAGGACACAUCAGAACUUACAGAACAAAGGUCGACAGAUGACAAAUCCAGAACUAACCAGACAAAGCAUAGCCAGUCCUGGACUGGCCCUGCAACGCAAACAAACGAGAGAUCCAGAGCAGCGAUUCUACGAGGAAGUAACGAGAAGAUACCGAAGACGCCAAAAGAGAUCGAACCACGGACCAAAAACUUGACAAUCAAACGGGACCCAAGUUCUUGGCAUGUCGCCCCAUCGGAAGACUUUCAGGCCAGACGAGAAGAACGGCAGCUCAAACAUCAUGAACCAAGACAAGAGUUUGUUAACAUGCGCUGUGGCACAAUGAUCAAUUCAAGGUCUAUCGCGCUAUUUAUAGGUGAUGAUACACGAGAUACCACCUACUAUGGAGAGCUAUACGGACUGGACAAGCCCAAUGCGGUCACGCCAUGGGCAAGUUUCACUGUCACGGAGAAUGCGGGUGGCGUUCUCCAAGCGUUCAUGUCGCGCGAUACAAAAAUGAUGGACUUCAAGCUCUCAGAUCCUUGCACUUUUCACAUUCAGGCCAAAAGCAUGUGUCUCCAACAUGGAAAGACGAACAAAGACGUAUACAUCCUGGCACGCGUCUACGAUCUUCAAUCCAAUUGGGGCCUUGCUUUUUACGUGGAUCCCUGGCGGUUACAGCAAGAAGGGGUCAUUUCCCUUGAAUCGCCACGCGACUAUGUCGGCACUGUCACGUCGUCUGCUCCAAAAUUCCUCCACGACAGCUGUUGGAUGACAAGUAGAACUUCUGUUUCCGAAAACAAUAGCAUCUACUGUGGUCUGGAUAUCAACCGUACUCAGAUCCGGCUUUUGAAACUUGGACUCGACGAAGAUGAAAAACCGCUAAGGGCACAACUUGUCCUAAAAGACCUUGAAAAAGACGUUCGAUUCUGGGCCAUUUCAUAUGCGUGGGGUCCAAAGCCAACAAAGUAUGGGCUCAUGCUUGAAGUGAAUGAUCACGUCCGAGUUCCAAUUACCGAGUCGCUUUCUGCUUGCCUGACGACAUUGAGGCGUCAAAAGGUUGAUGUGUUGAUCUGGGCUGAUGCAAUCUGCAUCAAUCAGAACGAUGACAUCGAGAAAGCAAUGCAAGUUCGCCGAAUGGGUUCCCUUUACAGCAAGGCAGAGCAGGUCAUGAUCUGGCUGGGCCACGAAACAGGGAACGAUAUGGGGGCAGAAGCUUCCUUGCAGAGACUGAGAAAGCUAUUGGAACAGCCUGAUGGGUUGUCUUUUCGAAUGGAUUCCGAGGAAACUGCUUUAUCGGAGAGUAUCAACUCUCUUCUGCGGCAGGAGUGGUUCACUCGUGCUUGGAUUGUGCAGGAACUUGUAUUUGGAUCCAAAGUGAUUGUUAUGAAUGGAAACUACAAGAUUGAGUGGGAAUCUCUGAUGGAGGGAAUUACUGAUUGCGACAAAAUCAUUCGGAGACAAUUGGGUUGGGCUGAGGAUCAACCUCGAACCUACUUCACCGAUGCGGGGACAGCUUUCGCGUUACAUGAUAUCAGGGAACGCUAUAAAGGAUCAUCAGAAGAUGCACGAAAGAGAUUGAAGUACAGUCUCUUGGAGCUGAUCGAACGGUUGUUUCCCACUCGAUCAUCUUGGCCUCGGGACAAGCUUUUCGCUCUUCUCAACCUUGCCCAUGACGCAGCAGUCAAUGAAGACUCUUUUUGUCCUGAUUACAAAGAGGAUGAUUCGGUCAUUCUUUGCAGAUUCGCCAGCGGGUUCGUCAAGUUAAAUCAUGCCCUGGAUCUUCUGUACCACGCUGGAAAACGGAAGGGGGUUGACUUUUGCAGUUGGAUCCCUGAUCUCAUGAACUCAAGAAACAACAGACACUAUGCCCCCUCGAUUUCAACUUGGGAGGCAAUAGGUUAUGGAAAGGAAUAUCGAUUCAGCUCCGGGGCACCAUUUCCAUGCGAUGCCACUGUCACGACUCCUGGAUCAGUGUCAGCAUCCGGCCAAGAAUUUCCACCUAUCCUCUCGCUUAAGGGCAUCAUGUUUGAUAGAGUGAAGAGCUGCCGAGACUUGGAUAUCCUCCUCAAUGGUUCAAUUGUCCACUUGACAAAGACCUCUAUCGUUUUUAGAGAUCUUGUCAAAGAUCUAUUUCUGAAACAAUAUGAACAUAUGGGGGAGCAUUGGAAGGAAAGACUACUCAUCAAGUGUCUGAUUGGAGACGCUAUAGGACCCGUGGACUCUGGAAAUGAAAAUGUUCUAUUCAACAUCGAAAGUAGAGCAAUGCGAGAGAAGUGGACACCGGGCUUCGAAAGUCACAUCAUUGAUAUGCACCCCGGCCAUGAUGCACAGCAAUACGCGAAAAACACCCCUGAGUCUUUACGCAUUAUCAACGAAUUCUGGGAAACGGCUUCAGUCUUUUUGGGGAAAAUCCCAGAUGCAAAAGUCUGUAUUACUGAGAAGGGAUACGUGGGUAUUGUCCCUGGGACUAUAGAGGUCGGCGAUGAGAUAUUUAUACCUCAUUCGUCCAGAACACCCUUUGUGGUAAGGAAGUCGGUUAUUACACCAAGGUGUUAUGAGCUGGUUGGUGAGAGUUAUAUUCAUGGAAUUAUGUACUAUGAGGAAUCACCAAUCAGGGGUAGUGAGGAAGUAGUGAUUCACUUGACUUAG
Fusarium graminearum PH-1 is the source of this 6660-nucleotide messenger RNA. RefSeq lists its product as uncharacterized. NCBI's taxonomy places the organism in Eukaryota, Fungi, Ascomycota, Sordariomycetes, Hypocreales, Nectriaceae. Bases 1 to 6660 code for a protein of 2219 amino acids. The transcript is spliced from 12 exons. The record is from RefSeq and is a predicted model, not a curated record.